AUGUCCAUGGUAUACAUUAACAUCUUCCUGGCCUUUACUUUAUCUUUCAUAGGACUAUUAAUCUACCGAUCCCACCUAAUAUCCUCCCUACUAUGCCUAGAAGGCAUAAUACUAUCCCUUUUUAUCAUAAUAACAGUUACCAUCCUAGUAAACCACUUCACAUUAGCCAGUAUAGCCCCCAUUGUCCUACUCGUAUUUGCGGCCUGCGAGGCGGCCCUAGGACUAUCCUUAUUAGUUAUGGUUUCUAAUACAUAUGGAACAGACUACGUACAAAACUUGAACCUACUGCAAUGCUAA
Lutra lutra (Eurasian river otter) is the source of this 297-nucleotide messenger RNA. The record is from the annotation of a RefSeq genome assembly. NCBI's taxonomy places the organism in Eukaryota, Metazoa, Chordata, Mammalia, Carnivora, Mustelidae.